AUGGUUAAAACAGGUCAGUUGCAUGCUGAAGACACACAUCUCAUUCAUGGGUAUCUUAUGGAGAAACGCUCCGCACCGUUCAGUGAGAACUGUCAAAUCAAUCACCGCAACCUGACCAUUGUUCGCCCUCCAGUUGUGGGUCCACCUCCAGUAGUGGGUCCACCUCCAGUAGUGGGUCCACCUCCAGUAGUGGGUCCACCUCCAGUUGUGGGUCCACCUCCAGUAGUGGGUCCACCUCCACCCAAGGCAGAUAGAAACCGAGAUGGUGAAGCACAACAUUCCUGGAGGCACGAGGAUGACACAGCAGCAGCUGGUGUGGGGUAUGAUCACCUCUCUCGUGAUCCAAUAUACUAUAAUACUCCGGGAAUACUCACGCCAGCACAUUACAUGCAUCCACCACACAAUUCUGUACGACCCAUGUCCAAGCGUCGCACACCCGUACAGUUCCCACUUCGAAGACGUUCUCGAGCAGUACAUGGUCGAGGCCAGCCUGAGACGCUGUCCUGUCCUACACACGGUGUACACCCAUAUCCCAAGGUACAGUAG
Molecule: messenger RNA, 546 nt
Organism: Cherax quadricarinatus
Lineage: Eukaryota; Metazoa; Arthropoda; Malacostraca; Decapoda; Parastacidae
Source: RefSeq, a predicted model, not a curated record